This is a messenger RNA of Dendronephthya gigantea, 2315 nucleotides long. Its product is annotated as glycine amidinotransferase, mitochondrial-like. The transcript has 7 exons. NCBI's taxonomy places the organism in Eukaryota, Metazoa, Cnidaria, Anthozoa, Malacalcyonacea, Nephtheidae. The record is from RefSeq and is a predicted model, not a curated record. Gene Ontology annotation, molecular function: amidinotransferase activity. Gene Ontology annotation, cellular component: mitochondrion. Bases 609 to 1808 code for a protein of 399 amino acids.
CAGCAAGGUAAAACGAGUACCCCCUUAACUUCCAUUAUCUCCCUGACAUUCAGGAGAGAUUUCUAGGAUUUGUUAUGAAUACGUGGGUUACACGAUUGACAGUCCCUAAAUUGUCAUCAAGCCUCCUCCGCAACUUGUGACUCGGGUAAUUUUUUGCUGAAAUCAUUCAUCGCUGGCCCCCCGACGCCGCCAUAAUUUUUAGGUCCGUACGCCUUUUAAGGAGUAUAUGACAGUUGAUAACAAGUUUCAUUGAGUAAAGCAAUAUCAUAUUUCCAAGAUAAACCAAACAGUAUUAUUUUUUUCAUUUAUAUUGCUUGAUUAGUGCUGGAAGAAUUUUUGUCAAAAAAAGACAAGGUGUUAAAUAUAAUGUGAUGCAAUCAUCAGGAUGGAUGUUUCAAAUUUUUGCAUAAUCAUUUCGUAUUGGUGAUCUUGUGUGAUGAUUAGGCUAAGUGGUAACCGCUCCAGGAGUUGUCUAUUCUGUACCAGCGCGCGGGCUUGAUGUACGCUGAGAUUUAGAUGUAAGGAAAGAUUAGGGAUUCCUAACGCUCGCCUGCAGAAAUCUCAUCAACGGACAUCCUCGAUUUCCGACGAUCAUUCCAGAAGGAGCGAUGCUAUCAAUUCGGGUAUUUCGUAAAGGACUUGGAAAGCAAGUAUUGUCAUUUUGGGGCAAAGCCACCCGCGGACUACACAAUUUACCUACUGAGUCGGAAAUUAAGAUCAGUGAAAGUCCGGUGUGUUCUUACAACGAAUGGGAUCCGCUUCAAGAAGUGAUAGUAGGUCGGGCAGAGAACGCAACUGUUCCACCAUUCACAGCCGCAACGAGAGCUCACGCUCCUGAAGAGCAUGUGCAGUUUUUUCGUCAAAAUGCAGGCCAGUUGUUUCCGCCCGAACAUGUCGCGAAGGCGGUCGAAGAAAUAGAGGAGUUUUGUCGUAUUUUGGAGCACGAAGGAGUGACUGUGCGCCGGCCCAAAAUUAUCGAUCAUAGCAAGACUUUCCAAACACCAGAUUUUACUUCAACGGGCAUGUACGCAGCGAUGCCUCGUGAUAUUCUUCUGGUUGUUGGUAAAGAGAUCAUUGAAGCUCCAAUGUGUUGGCGCUCAAGAUUCUUUGAAUACAGAGCUUAUAGAGAUCUCAUGAAGGAAUAUUUUCAUGCUGGGGCCACGUGGACAGUCGCUCCGAAAGCAUUAAUGGACGAUGCUCUGUAUGACGAGGAAUAUGCUAAUCUUCCGUACGAAGAACGGAGCAAAUUGGUUCUUGAAGGAAAAUAUGUCACCACUGAACACGAUAUUUGCUUCGACGCUGCUGAUUUCAUGAGAUGCGGGACUGACAUAUUCGUGCAAAGAAGCCAGGUGACCAACAAUUUUGGUAUUGAAUGGAUGAAGCGUCAUUUGGCUCCUAAAGGCUACCGAGUACACACCUUAUCCUUCCCUGAUCGCAAUCCGAUGCAUAUCGAUGCUUCAAUUAACAUCAUUGGACCCGGUUUAGUCCUAUCUAACCCUAUUCGUCCCUGCCACCAAAUAGACAUGUUCCACAAGGCAGGAUGGCACGUGGUUGAGCCACCAACGCCACUCAUCUCUGAUGAUCAUCCAUUGUGGAUGUCUUCGAAAUGGUUGUCCAUGAAUACUCUCAUGUUGGAUCCAAAGAGAGUGUUUGUCGCAAAGGGGGAAACUACAACCCAAAAGAUGUUUGAAGAUCUGGGUAUUGAAUGCAUCCCUGUGGAUAUUUCGUAUGCCAUGUCCUUGGGCGGAGGAUUUCAUUGCUGGACGACAGAUGUGAGAAGACGUGGAACGUUAGAAUCUUAUUUGUAAGCUGAGUAAGCUGUGUUACUAAAACUUAAAUGAGUAGAUUUUUGAAGAGUUUUGUUUAGUUUAAAGAGUUGUUAGUAUUUUUGUGAAAGACAAUCGGAAGGGGACGUAAGUAGCAGUUUAAAGGUGUGUUGACACGAUCCAAUUUUGUUGGAUCCAAUUCACUUCUGAUGGAUGUUUUCUAGUCUGUUGUCCUGUAAUGUACAAGGAAAAUGUAGAUGGAAAGCAAAUCAACUUAAACCCAAAGCAGUAGUUUAUCAAUAACAAACUACAUUCCAUACGUCAGAAGUAAAUUGGAUCCGAUAAAGUUGGAUCGUGUGAAUGGGCAUUAACUGCAUGUAAUCUGUUCUUCAUGAAGUAUGAAUUUUAUAGAAUAUCGGGCGGUGGUUAUCUUUAUUUAUAUAAACCCAGUAGUGAACACAUUCAACUUUUUGUUCGUUUUUUUCUUCUUUAUUAUUUUAAAGAGUAUGAAUACAGUAUCUAUCUAGGUUUUGUAUACAGCCAAGUUUC